CUGUGAUGAAAUUGCAGCGGGUUGUGGUUGCUGUCGCGAAAUAAUAGUUUUAAAAGAACAAAAUACGCAUGGAAAAUAAACUAGAUAGCUACCGGAAAACAAAACGUCGGCAAGCGCUCCUGAACGACGUUAAGGAUAGGAUUUACAACAUGGUAUCCUUCCACCAGGUGCAAACGGAGGAGAAAGCGUCCCACGUCAUUAUAGAAGCGGAUAAUGAGCCACCACCGAAGGAAAGCAACAGUAGGAGGAAAGGCGUGGAGGUGGAAGUUGCGAAAAUCAAAGCCAAAGCUUUCCGUUCCUUUCCCAGCCAGCCGGAACCAGCGACUUUCGACGAGUCGGAUCAUUCGGUCAGUGCAUUAACGAACGUGGCAGAAGAGCCGGAAGCUAAACCGCGCUCCUGGCUUACGUAUGUAACAUACCUGGUGUACUUCCUCUUUUGGGCUACCCUGUAUGCCAUCGCGAUAGAGCUUCGGUUCGGAGUGGUCUUUCUGAUGCUUUCGGCGCUGUUUGGAAUCUACUUCAAUACGCGCACCAAGAAGGCACCGGGCGAGAUAAGUGCGUACAGUGUGUUUAACGAAAACUGCCAGGCAAUCGAUGGCACCCUAAAGGCUGAACAAUUUGAGCGGGAGAUUGGCAUAAGGCAUUGACUGUGGUGCUUUGGAGCCAAUCGUCAGAUAGAUUUAUUUAUUUUCGAUCGUUAUACAUGAUUAGGAAUGUAUUGGACGGGUGAGAUUAACGGUUUACAACACACAAAAAAAAAACGCAAUUUUUAAAAGGGUAAUGAAUGAAUCAUUGUGAUUGAAUAUAAUGUAACACUAUAUACAUAGUUUGGCAAUAGUUUUUUUUUUUUAAUAACACAUUGUGGUUGAGGUUUUGAAAGAAAACGAAGUUAUUCUAAAGUUGUUUUAAGAGUGUAUUUGUAUAGGGAAAGUGCGAUAUGUUGUUAUUAUCCUUUUUAAUUUAUUUCAGAAAGCACAGCCAGCGGCAAGGCAUCCACUUUUUGCUUAUUUAUAGGAUAAAAAUGUUAAUUAUUUCAGAGUCUAAAAUUAUACAAACAUGGAACGAUAUGGAAAUUUAUAGAUGCGAGAAACUGAGCAACACUGAAAUAUUUAUAAAUAAUCCGUUUUAUCACAAAUACAGUGGAACCCCUCAUAACGAGUACCCCUUACAACGAGUUUUUCGCAUAACGAGCAAAUCUAAAUGCUCUACAAAUACUUAUCUUAACGAGUAAAAUCUCGCAUAACGAGCAAUUUCAUUGUUGUUCCCGAUAAGAAAUCGUGAUCAUUCCGAGUGUGUCAAUACUAAGAAAUGUUAAAUAUGAAGCUAUUUCCGAAAGGGGCAGUGUGUGAAUGUGGAGGAAAAGUGUAAGAAAGGUGACACAUUUACGUCCACUAUUAGUCUAAAACUCACAUUUCUGUUCUAUUGGUGUCCUCGAAAUAUUUCAAACAGCGAUGAAUGCAAGGGAUAUUUUUAAACCUUAACAUUCGGAGGUAUAAGCAAAACAGACCUACUUAAUUAAAGUCGACCGAUUGAUUGACUUGCAUCCCAUUGAGAAACUUACUUAUCCGGUGCUACAUCCGUUUUGCGGUCUUGGCCUGACUCAGGAGACCGCUUUACAGUCUUGGCCUGCAAUCGCUCAUGGUCUCGUGCCUUCGUCUGCCAAUCCGUUAUUCCGGUCUGAAUGGUGGACGCUUCCACGUCAUCUUACCAUCUCAAUUUGGGCCUACCUCUGUCAUUGUGGACAACCUAAAAAGACUUUACGGGCUGGGUCGACCAUUUCAAUGGGUACAACAUGGCCAGCCCACCGGAGCCUGACGAGCUUGAUACUGUUGAGCUUCUCGGAUUGAUGCGACAAGUGCCUAUCAGGCAACACCGAAUGAUUGCCAAUCGGGCCACACUUUGCACACCACACACACGAUUGAACUCUGAAUAAAGAUCAUUCCUGCAUUAAGCGUACAAGC
This is a messenger RNA of Anopheles arabiensis, 1961 nucleotides long. RefSeq names its product SAYSvFN domain-containing protein 1 (gene Saysd1). The transcript is spliced from 2 exons. Bases 69 to 647 code for a protein of 192 amino acids. The record is from RefSeq and is a predicted model, not a curated record. NCBI's taxonomy places the organism in Eukaryota, Metazoa, Arthropoda, Insecta, Diptera, Culicidae.